Fusarium vanettenii 77-13-4 is the source of this 873-nucleotide messenger RNA. RefSeq lists its product as uncharacterized. NCBI's taxonomy places the organism in Eukaryota, Fungi, Ascomycota, Sordariomycetes, Hypocreales, Nectriaceae. The annotation marks the transcript as partial. The record is from RefSeq and is a predicted model, not a curated record. The transcript has 4 exons.
CCCAGCCUCAGUGGGAAGGUAGCACUAGUCACAGGCGCAAACUCUGGCAUCGGCUUGCACACAGUGAAACAUCUCGCAUCUAAAGGCGCCAAAGUCUACUACACCGCCAGAUCCGAAGCCAAAGCCAAAGCGGCCAGACAGGAAAUACGCUCCUUAGCACCCGAGAUUCCUGAAAACUUGCUGGUUUGGCUUCAGCUCGAUCUUGGCGAUACCGGCAGUGUGCUGAAGGCAACUGCAUGGAUGAAAGAGCACGAGUCUAAGCUUGAUAUUUUGAUCAACAACGCAGGGUUGGCAACAAAGGAUCUCGAGACCAACGAAGCUGGUUGGGAAACAGCCAUGGCAAAUGCAGCGGCCGUCAAAGACGCCGAUGUUCGCGUCAUUACCGUCUCAUCGAGCGCGAACCACAUAAUUCUCCCCGCGGACUAUACAUUCGACUUCUCCAGCCCAGCGUUUCUCCGAGGCGAACUUCCGUAUGAGCCGUGGAAGUACCGCUACGUGCAGAAGCGCAUGUUCACCAUUAAUGUCCUGCUGUAUAGCAUGGCUAAGCUUGCCAAUGUCCUGUUCGCGCAGGAACUUCAACGACGCUUCGAUCAAGCCAAUAUUCCUAUUACUUCCCUAUCGAUCAACCCAGGAGCCGUCAAGAGCGAUAACGCUGUGGGCAUCUUCUCCUUUUUCUUGCAGCCGAUCAUGAGACGGGCUAUGCUGGAGUUGGACGAGGGCUCUUUCACAACCCUAUUCGCCGCUACUGCUCCAGAGGUCUGGCGAAAGCCGGAGGUGUACAAGGGCAAAUAUUUGGAGCCUUUUGGUGAGGUCAAGGAGCCUCAUCGCGUUUCAAAGGAUCUGAACCAGGUGCGAGCUUUUUGGGAGACGACA